AUGCAGCGUGCAGGUGUGCGGCAGCUUGGGCGCAACCUGCUCCUGGCCCGCGGUGUGGCCCCUGUAUCGUCAGUACCGGUUGGGACCGUGGCAUCGACAGCGAGAUACACCAGCACUGCAGUCAAUGCAAAGACGGGUACGGGUCUAUGGAGAGCGGCGGCAAGUCCCCCUGCGCUGAGGCAAUCUCGACUGCUUAGCAACACCGCUGCUGCUGCUUCAAACCCCGACGCGGGGGAAGAAGGGCAAACGGGAACGUACAGCGAAGCAGACCACGAACAUGCUGUCAUUUCAACGUUUGAUCUGUUUUCCAUCGGCAUUGGCCCAUCGUCAUCGCAUACUGUUGGACCCAUGCGCGCUGGCAAUAUCUUUAUAACAGAUCUGCUCGAGGCCGGUUUGCUUGAACAGGUCCACAAGAUCCACAUUACCCUCUACGGCAGUCUGGCGCUUACCGGAGAGGGACACAUGACGCCUUCUGCCUUACUUCUUGGACUGGAGAGCGCUGACGUCGAGACUGUCGACACAUCCUACGUGCCUGAUCGCUUCGAGCAAAUCAAGAGAGAGAAGAAACUAUUCUUAGGUCAAGGGCUCCCAGAGGGCAAGGGCAGAGGCAAGGAGGUGAACUUCGACUAUGAUCAAGACUUCAAGUGGCAAUGGGGCAAGAAACUCGCUCUCCACAGUAACGGUAUGCGCCUUACCGUGUUCGAUCAGGAUGGCAACAUGCUUGCUACCAAUGAGCUUUUCAGCGUUGGCGGCGGGUUCGUUGUCAAUGGCGCUUUGUCAACUGCUGCUUCCCAAGCUUCCUUGAGUAAAUCUCAGGAGGGUGCUCUAGCUACUGCAGCCGACACAGAAGGCGCUGGCAGACAUCCAGCUGACCUGGCGGAGAACAUGUACUACAAGGAGAUCAGACGAUCAGAUGCCGCAGGUGACCGUAGAACUGGCGCUGAGAUAAAGCCCAGCACGGAUUCCCAGGAAACCUCCGCCACAUUGCCCGGUUCCACCGAAUUGGAACUAGUUGAUACGGCCAGUGCUGGCGGUGUAUCAAUGGGCGAGGCGUCAACAUCACACGCUCAACAACCUCGUUAUCCUUUUCGCGAUGCCAGCAGCCUCUUGGCUUUAUGCCACAAACACAAUCUGACCAUUGCGCAGCUCGUCUACGAAAAUGAGAAGAGCCAUGGAUAUACAGACGAAGAGAUCUUUGACAAGGUCUGGCGCAUUUGGGAAGUGAUGGACAACAGCAUCCUUGAGGGCGUACAGGCUCCACUGGACUCUACAUUGCCUGGCUCUCUGAAAUUGCACAGGCGAGCGCCGGCUUUAUACAAUCGACUGACUCGAGGACUGUAUACAACACACACUCAAGCUUCCAGCAGUGCCGAUUCCAACAGUCCUUUGUCAGCUCCGAAGCCAGCUUCGUCGGCGUUGGCGCGGAGAGACAAUUCCAACAAACGAGGGCCACCUCGCAUACACGGUUCCAUCUCUCACGCGGUCUUGCCCUCGCCGUUGAGACGGACAACAUUCCCUGCCAUGGACCACCUAAGUGUAUAUGCUAUCGCAGUGAAUGAGACCAAUGCCGCUGGCGGGAGAAUCGUGACCGCCCCAACCAACGGUGCCGCUGGUAUCAUUCCUGCAGUGCUCAAAUACACUGUCGAGUUCAUAAGUGAUAACCCUGAACGCGAUGUACCAACAUUCCUGUUGACAGCCGCGGCUAUCGGUAUGCUGUACAAGCGUGGUGCAACCAUUUCCGCCGCUGAGGGAGGUUGCAUGGCCGAGGUUGGUGUCGCAUGCUCCAUGGCGGCAGGUGCGUUCGCUGCCUGCAUGGGUGCUAGCCCGGAGAUCAUCGAACAGGCGGCCGAGAUUGGCAUCGAGCAUAACUUGGGGUUGACGUGUGAUCCCAUCGGAGGUUUGGUUCAGGCGCCUUGCAUCGAGCGUAACGCUCUAGGUGCCAUCAAGGCCAUCUCCAGUGCAAACCUGGCGCUCAGCAGUUCGGGAACUCAAAAGGUGCGACUCGACGACGCCAUUCGUGCGAUGCGCCUGACAGCCAAGGGCAUGCGCAAUGAAUUCAAGGAGACCAGCUUGAGUGGUUUGGCAACCAGUGUGCCUCUCCACAUCCCCGUCAGUGUGCCUGACUGCUGA
Messenger RNA from Neoarthrinium moseri, 2130 nucleotides. RefSeq lists its product as uncharacterized. Gene Ontology annotation, molecular function: 4 iron, 4 sulfur cluster binding; L-serine ammonia-lyase activity. The transcript has a single exon. The record is from RefSeq and is a predicted model, not a curated record. Gene Ontology annotation, biological process: gluconeogenesis. The coding region runs from base 1 to 2130 and encodes 709 amino acids. Lineage: Eukaryota; Fungi; Ascomycota; Sordariomycetes; Amphisphaeriales; Apiosporaceae.